This is a messenger RNA of Vigna umbellata (rice bean), 1691 nucleotides long. NCBI's taxonomy places the organism in Eukaryota, Viridiplantae, Streptophyta, Magnoliopsida, Fabales, Fabaceae. The record is from RefSeq and is a predicted model, not a curated record.
UCCAUCUUUGGGGAAACAAAAACAACCAUGGCCCACCUCAACACUCAACCAAACCCUCUUUAAUUAUUUAUUAUUCUUCCCUCCAAUCUUCAUCCAACGCUCCAAAAUCGCCCACCCCAUCCUGCGAUCAAAUAUUACCUUCCCUCCCAACAACACCAUCGCCUUACUCUGCUUCCCUUCAGAUCUGGCCGCCAAAAACCAAACCAGACCAAACAAAACCUUAGCAUCCCCCAAGGCGGACCGUGCUGUCGGCGAUGGUGGAGGCGCAGACAUGGACCACGCGUCGAAUGAGCAAUCCUAGGCUCGACAGUACGGAGCAGGUGCUCGACAUUCCGCCCACGCCGCCGGGGGAGCACCGUAACAGUUUCGGAUCCAACGGCGGAGGACUCUCGCCGACGGUGGUUACCGCCCUCAUCAUUGCGUCGUGGUACCUAUCCAACAUCGGCGUCCUCCUCCUGAACAAGUACCUCCUCAGCUUCUACGGCUACCGCUACCCCAUCUUCCUCACAAUGCUCCACAUGCUAUCCUGUGCCGCCUACUCCUACGCCUCCAUCAACUUUCUCGAAAUCGUUCCCCUCCAACACAUCCACUCCAAGAAGCAGUUCCUCAAGAUCCUCGCCCUCAGCGCCAUAUUCUGUUUCUCCGUCGUCUGCGGCAACACCUCGCUCCGCUACCUUCCCGUCUCCUUCAACCAAGCCAUCGGCGCGACGACGCCGUUUUUCACCGCCAUCUUCGCCUUCGUAAUCACCUGCAAGAAGGAAACGGCGGAGGUUUACCUGGCGCUUUUGCCCGUUGUCUUUGGGAUCGUGGUUGCUAGCAAUAGCGAGCCUUUGUUUCAUCUGUUCGGGUUUUUGGUGUGUGUCGGUUCAACUGCUGGUCGAGCUUUGAAGUCAGUGGUUCAGGGGAUUCUCUUGACCUCUGAAGCGGAGAAGCUUCACUCCAUGAACUUGCUUCUCUACAUGGCUCCCUUGGCGGCUUUCAUACUGUUACCGUUUACACUCUACAUCGAAGGGAAUGUGUUCGCUCACACUGUGGAGAAAGCCAGGGGAGAACCCUUUAUUUUGUUCUUGCUGCUUGGGAAUGCCACCGUCGCUUAUUUGGUCAACUUGACCAACUUUUUGGUGACGAAGCACACCAGCGCGUUGACGCUUCAGGUGUUGGGGAAUGCCAAAGCCACCGUGGCGGCGGUGGUUUCGGUUUUGAUUUUCAGGAAUCCGGUGACGGUUAUGGGAAUGGCGGGGUUCGGAAUCACGAUCAUGGGGGUGGUGCUUUACAGCGAAGCAAAGAAGAGGUCCAAAGUUACGACUCAUUGAUUGAUUCGCACGAAGCCGUUUCUUUUUCUCCUGUGCCUUUUCAUAAAGCCAUUAUAAACCGACCCUGCAUCUUCGGGUUCAAAUGUACAAUUGAACACAUUGAGUUGUAUAAAUUGAGUUGAUGUUGGGAAGCAUGUUUCUUGGCUUUCUUAUGGUCAAUGCGUAAUGUGGCCGCUAAACUAAGUGAACAGUGGCAUAUCUGAAAAGACUGUCAUGUUUCAUACUCACCACCACCAAUCACUUAUGUCCUAAACUGUGCUUUAAGCUUCAAUGUGGUUACACUUCAACAACAACCAUCUAAAAUAUUGAAAAAUGACAUUCAUUGCAUCCAUUUGGCCUAAUGUAUGAAACUAGCUGCUGUUACUCCAUCUUAGUCAA